Molecule: messenger RNA, 3128 nt
Organism: Lampris incognitus (smalleye Pacific opah)
Lineage: Eukaryota; Metazoa; Chordata; Actinopteri; Lampriformes; Lampridae
Product: inositol hexakisphosphate kinase 2-like
Exons: 5
Coding region: 531-1922 (463 amino acids)
Biological process (GO): phosphatidylinositol phosphate biosynthetic process; inositol phosphate biosynthetic process
Cellular component (GO): cytoplasm; nucleus
Molecular function (GO): inositol hexakisphosphate kinase activity
Source: RefSeq, a predicted model, not a curated record
UCUUUGUUUGCACGAUCCGCUUGAUCCUGUCCCGGGAGUUCUGCCCCGCCCAGUGACAGACGCGGCUCUCUGAUUGGCCGUCGCCGGGGGGCGUGGUCAAACAACUGGCGGAGAUGACUUUGUCGUUCGGAUAGCCGCACGAACGCCAGUAUUGGGAGCAACCGGAGACGAGUGGGAGCGAGCCUCGUCCGCGCGCCGACGACGUUUUAAUUCCCCUAAAAGCGGUCAAAAUAGGCUUUGCCAUAAACGCCGUCUCCGCGGAGAGUACCUCGACUCAAAGGGCUGUUCUCGCACCCUUCCGUCGGACCGAAAGCGUGGAGGAAUCUUAAAGGAUUUUCUCUUCGCCCGUUUCUCCUUCCUGUUUUUUGUCCCUUUUGUUUUUGCUGCUGCGCCGGAGCGGGCGACCGGCACUGCCCCCUAUUGGUCCCGUGUGGAAACGCAGAACGACAGGGAGCCGAGCCGGCGGCCUAGCCUCUGUCCUAUCCGACGCUGUGGGUCCCACCAGCCGAGCUGUCCGAUGCGGAGUGAGGAUGAGCCCCGCUCUGGAAGCCCUCAUGCAGGCGGACGGUACACCUUAUACCGGGAAAGGGGUGAUGCUUGAGCCCUUCGUGCACCAAGUAGGAGGCCACUCCUGCGUGCUCCGCUUUGGGGAGCAGACGAUCUGCAAGCCCCUCAUCCCCCGCGAACACCAGUUCUACAAGAGCCUCCCUCCGGAGAUGAGGAAGUUCACCCCUCAGUAUAAAGGCGUAGUAUCGGUCAGCUUUGAAGAAGACGAGGAGGGCAACCUGUGCCUCAUCGCCUACCCCCUUCACAGUGAGACUGGUGACCUGGAAAACAAGGACCCCUCGGCGGACUGUGAACCCAAAAGCAAGAUGCUGAAGUGGAGCAACAAGAAACAGUCCACCCUGUUACUGGAGAACGACAACUACAGCAAAGACAGGGCCCGGCAAAUCCGCAAGGAGGACAAAAUCAUGAGCGUCAGUUACAGUCGUGACGAGCAGCAGCAAGCGGAGGUUCUCUACUACAGUUUAGAGAAAGGCAACGUGGUUUCUCAGAUCAAACACAACCCCUGGAGUCUCAAAUGUCACCAGCAGCACUUGCAGAGGAUGAAGGAAAACUCAAAGCACCGCAACCAAUACAAAUUCAUCCUGUUGGAGAAUCUGACAUGGCGCUACAGGGUGCCAUGUGUGUUGGACCUCAAGAUGGGAACACGUCAACAUGGGGAUGAUGCGUCAGAGGAAAAGAAAGCCAAUCAGAUCCGCAAAUGCCAGCAGAGCACAUCCUCCUCCAUUGGAGUUCGACUUUGUGGCAUGCAGGUGUACCAGUCGGACUCGGGCCAGUUGAUGUUUAUGAACAAGUACCACGGCCGUAAGCUGACCCUGCCAGGCUUCAAAGAGGCCCUGUACCAGUUCUUUCACGAUGGCCACCGCCUGCGCCGUGAGCUGCUCUCCCCGGUCCUGCGCAGACUCCGGGAGAUGCAAGCGGCCCUUGAGGCCUGUGAGUCCUACCGCUUCUAUUCCAGCUCCCUCCUUAUCAUCUACGAUGGAGACCCGCCUAGAAUCACCACCAGACCCAGACACCGAGGAGGAGAGGAGGGUGAUGAGGACGAGCCCUCAGAUGAAGAGGAGGAUGAGGAAGAGGAGGAAGGAGCCUUUGGUUUUGGGCCCCGUUCCUCGGCGGCGGGGGGCAGUGCCAGCCCGGCCGCUGGAGGAGGCAACAGCAGCAAUGGUCGCUCAUCCCGUAGCAUAGGCGAGGCCAGCAGCCCCUUGGUGGAUGUGCGCAUGAUUGACUUUGCCCACACCACCUGUCGCCAUUAUGGGGAGGACAGUGUGGUGCAUGAGGGAAAGGACAGUGGCUACAUCUUUGGCCUACAGAACUUGAUCACCAUCAUCUCCCAACUGGAGGAUCACAGUGCCGACUAAAGCCAGACUGGAACCACCGCUGGUCUGAAAUUCAAACCUGGGAGUAGCACGCUGAGCUGAUAGCCUACUCCGCUGGAGGUGCAUUGUCCUAAUGCCCAUGUCAGGGUCUGACCCUCUUCCCCCUCAUGGUGGUGGAGGGGGGAUUGGGACGCCACUGGGUCAAAGGAGGGUCGAUUAUGGUUGCUGCUGUGCCCUCCCUUACCGACUGAGGGACAGGACAGCCUGCGCUCCAAGUUGCACUUUCCCCUGUCUCCGGGACUGCUUUUUUUCUUGUUAGUCAAGCCAGGAGACAAGCUGUGUACUGGCUGUCAACAGACACAGGGACUCCUGUAGCCUCCUAGAACAUUCUCCUCCUCUCCUCGUCUCAGGCCGGCUUCUCUCAUCUAAUCGCUCUCUGAGAGAGUGAGGCAGAGAAAACUGAGCGAGAGUGAGACAGACACAUUUUUUUUUAAGCUCAAGUGUAGUUCAAGGAGUCUGACUUGGUGCUUUUGUCUGUGAAUUCAAAUGGGAGAUUCUGGGGAGAAUUUUAGACUGCCUUUUCGUUCCCCAGCAGCACAGCCCAUAUUGGUGUGGGGUGGGGGGGACUACAAAAUGCCGACCACAGCUGGCUAGGUCAGCAGCCUUGUAGCAGUUGACAGCGUAACGUUUUGUGUGAGACACUUUGUUUUUGUCUUGGUGUCUCUUAGGACCCUUGUAACAAGCAGGCUUUUUGCAUCCGUUGGGGCCCUUGGAUUUGCAGCAUCACUUCUUUUUCCUGUUUGUGGUGGGAGAACAAGAUCAUUUAGGUGUAGAAGAAGGGAUAUGCCUUUUUUUUUUGUUCAACCAUCCUUUCCCCCGUGCUAUCUUGCAUCUAAACGAAAUACAUUUUGAAAGGGCAUUAUAAGGGGAUAAUGUCCUUGUUUUGUCACUUUCGUUGUUUUUGGUCUGAUUUUUUUUUUCCUCUUCAUUCCUUAAAUGGUGACUAAAGAAGAGAAUAUAUUGACAAUGACACUAGAUACAAAUACUGUAUAGACUAUUUAUUUGAGCUAUUUGUAAAAAUAGAAAAAUGAGAAAUAAGUCGAGACAAAAACUACAUUCCAUUUUAUGCUCUAUAUGUUCUGUUCUGAUAUGAAAUAAAGUGAAUUUUGUUUUUGCAAGUGCAGAUACCUCUCUUGUAUACCUGUGUGUCAACGGUGUCUUAGAAAAUAAAGACAUUUGUGGUAAAAA